This is a messenger RNA of Ipomoea triloba (trilobed morning glory), 1327 nucleotides long. RefSeq lists its product as uncharacterized. NCBI's taxonomy places the organism in Eukaryota, Viridiplantae, Streptophyta, Magnoliopsida, Solanales, Convolvulaceae. The transcript has 5 exons. The coding region runs from base 509 to 1078 and encodes 189 amino acids. The record is from RefSeq and is a predicted model, not a curated record.
UACCAGAUCAGAAUGUGUCGCCCAUCAUAAAAAGAUUGAAUCUUGAUCGAAUUGUGGGUAUAUAGAGAAGCAUAUCAGAAACAAAAAACAGUGUCACAUAUUGAGACAACUGUGCACAAGCUAGCUAAGUGCUGGAGUUGUCUGGGGAGCAUCUCUUUCACAAAACUAGAAUCAGAUUGGCUAAGAGACUGGGAUUUGUUUGGCAUGCCUCUCCAUCUUCAUCUUCUCUUCUCUUCUCUUCUGUUGUAACACAACAGAAACAACAAUUGCUUUGAUUUCUUAUAUAGUGAGGGAAUGUGAGGAUGAAGCAAACUGCUACUACCCCAUCCAGUUGAUUGUAUCUCCUCUUUUGUCCCUUCUGCACCACCCUUCAUCUCCAUGUCACUGAUUAUUCAUCUCUCCUGGUAAAUUAAGGUGUAGAUGUGCAGGAGGCAAUAAUACUGGGGUUCAGUUGUUAGUUAUAAGCAGCAUUAGUUUAAGGUUUCAAGUGACAAAAGAUCAGACAGAAAUGGAGAAGAUUCUUAAUCAAUACGAAAAGGAGUAUAUGAAGAUGGCCAUGUUAAAGCAUGAAGAAACAUUCAGAGAGCAGGUUUAUGAGCUUCAUCGGCUGUACCGAAUCCAGAAGAUUCUGAUGAAGAACAUUGCAGUGCAGAAGAGGCAAGAAACUCAAGAAAGGGAGUUGAAGAAUGCCACAACUUCAAACCAUGAUUCUAAUCACAAGAGGACUAGGCAGAUUUUGGACUUGGAAAGGCCAGCCGAGGAGUGCCACAACGUUGCAGAUGAAGGCGGGAUUGAAGACGAGAGCGAGCUGGAGCUAACGUUAGGUCCAUCGUGCUACAAUCGGAGGAGAAAGGCGGCGUUGGAGCCUUCAGAUUCUUCUGUUCCCAGCUUUUCUUCUUCCACAGAUAGCCAUGGGAAAGAGAGCUCCAGAGAGGACUUAAAAUGGGGGAUUGAAUUAAAGCAGAGUUUUCUUGAAGGACAGAAUAAGAGUUCAAAUGUUGAAGAGCUGCAGUUUAGGCAGGAUAGAUUGAACAACCCUCCAUGGCUUUUCCAGGCUUUGAGCCUAAACAUGACUUGAAUUCAUGAUCUGAUAGCAUGUUAGAGUACUAAUUUAAUUCUGUGAUUGAUGUUAAUUGUGCUGCUGUUCUUCUUCCACCAAAUCUUCAAAAAUGGCUGUCUUAGAUUCCAGUUCCUAGACAGACAGACAGACAGACAAACCAGGAACAAUGUUUUCUGGGAAUCUCAAAACUUUCCCACAUUAGAGGACUCCAAAUCACAUUAAUCUCUGGGUAAUGGUGAUUAUACCCAAGAACAUACUUCUGUCCAA